Molecule: messenger RNA, 1632 nt
Organism: Porites evermanni
Lineage: Eukaryota; Metazoa; Cnidaria; Anthozoa; Scleractinia; Poritidae
Source: the annotation of a GenBank genome assembly
UUCAGUCUCCCACUUGGUGAUGAGAGUACAGGCCGCAUUCGUGAUAAGUCAGUUGGAAUGAUUGCUGAGGUCAAUAUUUAUUGCCUGGAAUACUCCAAAGCUAAGAUUUUAAAGCAACUGGAAGAGUCGUUGACCAAACAGGGAAAUAUAUCCGCUCUCAUUGGAAAAACUCUUCCUCAAGUUCUGUUUCGAACAGGUAAGUUCGUGCACAUAUCAUCUACCCAACCAGACUAACAAGGUCCCUGCUAAUCCAUCGCACGGAAUGUAAUGAGGAAUUAACUUUGAACUUACGCAACCACGUACAUACAGGACGGGAGGGGAAAGAAGACGGGAAAUGUUGUGUGACAAGCGUGACAACAGUUAUGUUUGGAAAAUUUUUCCGCCAAACUUUACCUUCCUUUAAAGAGAUGUCUUUGUAAAAGUCGAUAAAACACCAAGAUUACGUGAAAAACAGGCAAAACAUGCACGUAAUGGGCGUGUCACGUUUGUCAAACGCAGACGGUUUGCCGUCCUCCUCUUCGUAAGGAGCUCUCAAGUUUCGAACUUCUAGAGUUGUCUUCUUAAAAGUUUGUUCGGUCAAGAUGGCUGUGAAGAUUGGCCUCGUUCUUUUGCCUUUUUAUGAACCUCGACUACGCGUCAAGUCAGUUAAAACGAACUUCAGGCCAAUAUCCAGCCGCCAAGACCACAUACUCUUUCAAUAAACCUAUAUUGCUUCAAUUAGUUUAAUUUGCUACUGACUCAGAAGGAACCUAAUCAUGACCUUUCAGUAAAAACGUGGUUAAUGUAAUUUCUAUACUAACAGCUUUUAAUCAACGAGGUAUACAGAAGAAAGCAAUUUUAGCUCUCUAUCAAAUCAGUAUAGUCUAAACAGCAAAAUCAUCCGUAAGAAAAAUUUUGGUUGUAUAUCGUGUUUUUCUGAAUUCCCUAAAUGACAAAGUCCAUAUCGAUUUUUGAGUAUUAUUGUCUUAUUUUUCAUCAGUUAACGAACAGUGCCACGUGCUGAGAGUGAAUGUAAGUCUUAACAAGGAUCCUCGGAACCCCACUGUUGUAAUAGUUACUAACAGCAAACCCAGAUUUCUUGCUACAGCACAUAUUAACUCUGAAUGCAGAGAAAUAAAAGACUUACUGUACAGUUGGGAGGUGGCAAGGGUAGACAAGAUGUUGGGUAUGUUUGAUGGAGCUUACCUAUCUAGCCCCGUGAGCGAGCAACAAAACAGUUUUAGUGUUCCUCUUGGACAAUCCGGAUUACAUUAUGUAAGGUGCCUUUUAAGACGUCGUUCCCGAGGAAUACAUAUAAUCACCUAUGACUUUGGAUUUAUUGAAACAGUGGCUGUGCGCUCAUUGCAUUGUAAUAUAACACCAACAAAAGGAACGGCUCUCUUGGAGACAUUUUCGCUUAAUUGUAGUGGUGGAUACGAAAACGUGGACGCAGUAGCUUACACCGUCAAGUUUAAUUCAAGUAGGGGUCCUUCGGUUAUAGACUUGCGAACUCCAAAUGACACUAUCCGUCUUCCUGCUGGUGACCAUUUGCACGAUUACACAUUUCGGUUGAACGUGGAAGCCCAUUUUUCAGCACUUCAAUCACUCCACAGUUACGUGUUUGCAAAGGUAUAUGUAUUCACUAGUUUAUAA